GUUUGGGAACCACUGCUCUAAACGUUGGCAAUGGUUGACUGCAAAAACAUUCUACCUGCGAGGAAUAUAACGUUGAUUAAAUGUUGUUUCAAUGUAAUUUUUCUGGAGGUUUAGGUUCUGUUUCAGCAUGUGGGUUGUUCAGUGAUGCGCCAAUUAAUUUGCGUGGGCGGAUAAAGUCCAUAACAAAAUUCCUUGGUGUUGAAGAUUUGUAAGAGAUAAUCCCGUUAUUAUGUAUUGUUAAGAAAGCGAUAAGUCAACAAUGGCAGAUGAGGACAAUUUCCGUCCAGUAUUCAAGUAUUACAAGAGCAGGGAACCGCGUCCUGACUUGAGCAGACUGCUGCGCGUAGCCUCUGGCGAGCCGGGCGUGCAUCUUCUUGAACCCCCAACGCAGUCCCUCAACUGCAAAGAUUUCUGCGCCCUGGGGCUGCACCCGCCAACACAGUGGCAGGUCUUCGCAGUCCACAACCACCCUGGUCUGUUGGUGAUACACGGAGCGUUCACGCCUCAGGGUGAACUGUUCUGGACUGCCAAAUGCCUAACAGAAUAUCCUGACUCGCCUAACAUCAACAACAUCACGAACAUCACAAGCGGCAUCAGCACCCACGAUAAUAUCCCCAACACUCAAAAAAACCGCGGCCACGAUGCGGGUUCUGCCACGGAAAUGUCCAAUUUAUCAAAGAAUGAGGAAGAUAAUUGCGCGCAUGAGAGUUGGUGGAAAGAUGUCGUGAAUGGAGGCGGAGUGGAGAGUUCAGUGUGCCGAGAAUUGAGGUGGAGCACUUUAGGUUACCACCACAACUGGGAGACUAAAGUCUACAGUGAAGACCGAAGGUCGGCCUUCCCUCCAUGUCUAUCGCGCCUGUCCUCGGUCAUUGCAUCAACCGUGGCAACUUUCUUGAGGACUUCAAAAUUGUCAAAACUACAAAAAAGACAAAAGUCGACCCUUUCAAGAAGUCAAACCACAUCAUCAAAUAAUUUAUCGACUUUUGAAAAUGAGCAACGUGACGAGCCUAUUCCUAAUUCAAACGAUACAGUUGAAGAUGAAGGCAGCAACUCUAGGCAGUUUGCAACAAGAUCAGGAAGAAAAUCUCGUGAGGUUGUGGAAGAUGGUGGCUGUACCGACUUGAAUUGUAAUGAAGACGCCGAGGCGACCUAUGAAACUAGGAUGAGUAAUGGGAAUAAUAUAAUGAGAAAAAGUUAUGAAUUUAAUUGUGCCAACGGAAUGAAUUUGACGAAAGCUGUUAUGAAUAACUUGGAUGAUUUUGGUGACGUGGAUUCAAAUACUUCAGCGAUAGGAAUACACGGGCUGAACGCAGAAGAUUUUGACGAGUUUACGGCAGAGGCCGCAAUUGUAAACUACUACUUGCCGGGCACGAGUUUGUGUCCACACACGGACCAUUCCGAGUCUAUAUACACCGCGCCCCUGCUCUCCAUCAGUCUUGGACGUCCAUGUGUGUUCCUAAUCGGCGGACGAGACAAAAGUGUACCGCCGUCCGCACUCGCGCUGCGGUCUGGGGACGUGGUCGUCAUGGGCGGCGCGGCGCGUCUCAGCUACCACGCGGUGCCCCUCGUCUGCAGCACCGACCAGUGGCAGCAAAUGGCCGGGCCUCAGCUGCCCCGCGGACCAAUCGAGGACUUGGGGCAAUUGUCGUGUACUUCUUGCGGUGCUGGUCCAACUUGGGAGCUGGAGAAGAAUGAUGAAUUGAUUAGGCAAUAUUUCGACAUGUAUCGGAUAAAUAUAAAUGUGCGACAAGUUGGGAAACUUUGAUUUUCGUCACGUAUUGUGAAACAUAUUUGAGAAUAUUUCACAAUGUAAGUGCAAUUAUUACUUUGGUUAUUUUGAAUUUCUUGAGGUGCCUGUUAAAUGAGGAUCCAACGGAGGAUGUAGGAGGGUGAUAGGAUAAUACUAUGAAUUCGAGGAACUAGACAUUUUCGAGAAAGCAGCGAGAAAUGUUCAUGGCGCGUUGUAGAAGAAGCAACGCAUGUGCAUGCAGUCUAAGCGUACCCAACGAAUGGUUACCUGAAAGAGAAAAAUUAUAUGAUCAUAUAUUACCGUCUUUUGUGUUCCUAAGAAAGCUACUUUGAUGUUUCACAAUAUAAUCAUGUUUUUAAGAAACUUCAAAUAAAUGUAAAAUUUCUUAUGGUUUAUGUAUAUGUAGCAAAUGUAAGGUAAAGGAACGAAUGCCGUUUCAUAUCCCAUAAAUGUAACAAAUUUCUAGUCCUUCAAUUUGUUCUUACCAGUUUGAAGAAGGUAUAUUGAAUUGCUUUAAUAAACGGCUAUGUAUUUCAUAUGUUCGCUUAAUUUACCAGU
This is a messenger RNA of Hyalella azteca, 2308 nucleotides long. It is a transcript of the gene AlkB, whose product is annotated as nucleic acid dioxygenase ALKBH1-like. Gene Ontology annotation, molecular function: oxidative RNA demethylase activity; broad specificity oxidative DNA demethylase activity; ferrous iron binding. The transcript has 7 exons. The record is from RefSeq and is a predicted model, not a curated record. Gene Ontology annotation, biological process: oxidative RNA demethylation. Bases 260 to 1765 code for a protein of 501 amino acids. Lineage: Eukaryota; Metazoa; Arthropoda; Malacostraca; Amphipoda; Hyalellidae. Gene Ontology annotation, cellular component: nucleus; cytoplasm.